Menidia menidia (Atlantic silverside) is the source of this 522-nucleotide messenger RNA. The record is from the annotation of a GenBank genome assembly. NCBI's taxonomy places the organism in Eukaryota, Metazoa, Chordata, Actinopteri, Atheriniformes, Atherinopsidae.
AUGUCUGAAAUCUCGUCACGAAGCUCAGAAAGAAGUGCAGCCUUUGUGGCAUCUCAGAUGACUCAGGCUGCGGCGACGCUCCACCAUGGGCCGAGGACGCAGCGCCAACAGCAGGCGUCGUUUAAAGAGUUCUCCCAGCUUUUGAGCACCGUGGAGGAGGAGCGAAGACGCCUGAUUCAGAAUGCAGAUGAUGUCUUGAUUACUCCCCUGGAAAAAUUUCGAAAGGAGCAAAUCGGAGCAGCGAAGGACGGGAAGAAGAAGUUCGAUAAGGAGACGGAGAAAUACUAUUCGGCUCUGGAGAAACACCUCAACCUGUCGUCCAAAAAGAAGGAGGGAUAUCUGCUGGAGGCCGACACGCAGAUUGACAAGGAGAGACAACUCUUUUACGACGCCUCCCUUGAGUACGUUUUCAAAAUACAGGAAGUGCAAGAAAAGAAGAAGUUUGAGUUUGUGGAGCCCGUAAGUAAACGUAACAAUAAACUAAAGCAGGUGAAGCUUAGCAAAGCGAGUUAUUACAGUUAG